AUGGCAUUAUCAAUCGACACCGGUCUUACUUAUUCAUUGGAUAAUAUUGUGCAACAACUUAAUCGAUAUGUAUCUCCGGCCAUUUUCAUCUUUGGUGUAGUUGGAAAUACUCUUAACUGUCUUGUUUUAUCACAACGAACACUUCGUUCAAAUCCAUGUACAUUAUUUCUUCUUGUUUCAUCUUUUAUUGAUAUCAUUUCUAUUCUUUUUGGUUUACCUACUCGAAUUUUAGGUGGUUGGAAUCUUGAUCCAACAACAACAAUCUCUUGGAUAUGUAAAAUUCGUGCAUUUACUGUAUUUAGUACAAGAACAAUGGCAACAUGGCUUAUUAUGUUAGCAACAAUUGAUCGUUGGUUAUUAUCAUCUACUGAUGUUCACCGUCGACAAAUUUGUUCAAUGAAAAAUGUCAAACGAGCAAUUAUUCUUAGCCUUAUUGUAUCAAUUCUUACGUACGUACAUAUGUUUUAUUGUUACAAUGCUAAUAUUGAGGAUCAACCAUUAAAAUGUUAUGGAAAUACAGAAACAUGUCGUCUUAUAACUGAUUUAUCUUAUGCAUUUAUAUCGAUUCUCAUACCAUUAAUUAUAAUGAUUAUAUUUGGUUUAAUGACAAUUUCAAAUGUUCAUCGUAUUCAUAGUCGUGUACAUCAUCGAAUUACUACUAUUCUAGAUAAUGAUGAACGUAUGAAGAUGAAAAAGAAAAUGUUACACUCAAAAAAAUUAGAUCAUCAUUUACUUUGUAUGCUUUCAGUUGAAGUAAUACUUCUAAUUGUAUUAUGUGUUCCACAAGCUAUUGAAAAGUUGUAUUUUACAUUGAAACCUUUUGGUUCUGGAUCUGGAUUAGAAGAGUCUAUCAAGGUUUUAAUUUAUAAUAUUGGAUUACUUCUUGCAUUUAUAGCUAGUGGAAUGCCAUUCUACAUCAAUGUUUUAGCUGGUGGAAGUGUAUAUACCAAAGCAUGUUCUGAUUUGAUCCAAAUUGUCGCUGAAAAGAUGUUUGGCAAGCUUCAAUAA
This is a messenger RNA of Adineta steineri, 1008 nucleotides long. The record is from the annotation of a GenBank genome assembly. NCBI's taxonomy places the organism in Eukaryota, Metazoa, Rotifera, Eurotatoria, Adinetida, Adinetidae.